Messenger RNA from Pelobates fuscus (common spadefoot toad), 2676 nucleotides. RefSeq names its product arrestin domain containing 1 (gene ARRDC1). The transcript has 8 exons. The record is from RefSeq and is a predicted model, not a curated record. Gene Ontology annotation, molecular function: ubiquitin-like ligase-substrate adaptor activity; ubiquitin protein ligase binding. Gene Ontology annotation, biological process: protein transport. Bases 65 to 1342 code for a protein of 425 amino acids. Gene Ontology annotation, cellular component: cytoplasm. Lineage: Eukaryota; Metazoa; Chordata; Amphibia; Anura; Pelobatidae.
GCUGAGCCCAGCUCGCAGUCAGUGUGGUUGCGGACGCAGUGUGAGCUCGGGCAUCGCUCCGGCCAUGGGGAAGGUGCAGCUCUUCGAGAUCAGCCUGAAGGACUCCAGAGUGAUCUACAGCCCGGGAGAGGCGCUGUCUGGAACCGUCACCCUGAGACUAGCCGCAGCCCUGCCCUUUAAAUCCAUUAAGGUGAGCUGUGUGGGGUCCUGCGGUGUAUCGAACAAGGUGAACGAUUCCUCGUGGAAUGUGGAAGAGCAGUACUUUAACAGCACCUUCUCCCUUGCCGAUAAAGGAACUCUCCAGCCUGGAGAACACACAUUUCAAUUCCAGUUCCUGCUACCAACUUCUGCACCCACAUCCUUCGAGGGGCCAUUUGGGAAGGUGAUACACCAGGUUAAAGCAGUGAUAGAAACUCGAAAGCUCUCUAAGGAUUACAAGUGCAACAAACUCUUUUAUAUCUUGAGACCACUGGACCUUAAUGAAAUCCCAGAAAUCGAGCAACUGAGCUGUUCAACAGCCACAAAGAAGUUUAACUACCUGUUAGUGAAGUCUGGGCAGAUUACGCUGAAGGUGACGUCCGAUCUGAGAGGGUACAUUGUGGGCCAAGUUAUCCAAAUCCACACAGACCUGGAGAACAAGUCUGGCCGGGACACUGGGCCUAUUGUGGCUUCUCUCAUUCAGAAAGUUGCCUACAAAUCGAAACGUUGUGUUUAUGAUCUGAGGACCAUCGCAGAGGUUGAAGGUUCAAUAGUGAAAGCGUGGAAACAUGGAGUAUGGGAUGAACAGAUCCUAGUGCCACCACUCCCCCAAUCCAUUCUACAUGGCUGCAACCUCAUACACAUAGACUAUUACCUUCAGGUUUCCGUGAAGAAUCCAGAGGUGUCUGUCAUAUUACCGAUAUACAUUGGCAAUAUUCCAGUCAAUCUAUCACGUCUUGCCCCAAGACUUUCCAUCUCACAGAGUCCUGCCCCAGUGGUGCCCAGUGCCCCACCGCAAGACGAUGAAGCAGCAGGCAGCUGCCCACCAAUGGACGAUGUUUCUUUACCUACCAAGAGCCACUCCCAGCAGCAGUCAAGUGCCCCUUUCUCUUACACCCCAGAACUUUGUUUCCCAAACUAUGGUAAUGGAAUGCCGGAGUCAUUGGGUUCACCAUCUCACCCCACCCUCUGCUUGUCCACUGGAGCCACUGUCCCGUAUUACGCCGAAGGAGCUGUAGUGCCUAUGUCCACAGCCAACAUGCUAAUAUUGCCCCCCGAAUACAGCACGUGGGGCUAUCCCUACGAUGCUCCUCCUUCAUACGAACAGAGCUGCAGCAGCACCAACGUCGAGAAUGGAAACUAACGCAGUUCUUCUUGUGUGUCACAAACAAGAGACUUAACAAAGGUCCUGGAUUACUCAACGGGACAGAUUUUAUAUUUUAUUUGCUCUGUAUUUGCACUCUCUCUCCUUUUACAAUCAUUUUUUUCAGCCUUCCCCUUCACAUGAAAGAUCCUUUUUUUUUUUUUUAUCGGUUUUCUUUUGACCACACAGGACCAGAAAACGAAAGUGACUUUUGUCUUUAUGUGAAGGGGGGAGGUUAAUUUAUAAUGUUUUUAGCACCUGUGAUGCCUUAUGAAAACUCAAAUUAUAUAUAUAUAUAUAAAUAUUAAAUCUAUAAUAGACCAACGGGUUGUAUAUAUUUUUUUUUUUUUCUUCAAGCAAAGAAUGUUUUUGAACUUUUCGAGAAGCCCUCUCCAAACAGAUCCUCAUCACUUGGUCCUUGGCUGCUGGAAUUUUAAGAAUAAGUUUGGACUUGGAUGAGCCUUGAGGCUUUCCAAUCUUGUUGUCCUGGUGUUUUGCUGCAUGGUGGGAUAAUAUAGUUGGGGAGUUAUCACAACCUUUCCCAGUAUAUACUUUGAUAUACAGAAAUAUCCUUUGUUUAGUGAAGAACUGAUUUUAGGUUCAUAAUAAAUGGCAGAUUGCACAAUCGAUGAGGGGGGAAAAAGACUUGAGGCUGGAAGGUUUAAUAGUGAGCUGAAAUGUAUAUUUCUUUUUUAGUAAGAGUUUAGAUUUUGUGUAUGCAAGUUUGCGUCCAAUUCUUUAAAUUGUUAUGUUUUUGCUCUUUAGCUCUUAAGGUUUUUCUCUGGUAGAGCUUUCUUUCAUUUAAACUUUGGGUACUUUGUAUAUUGAACCGAACUAACAAAUAAAGAUGUAAGUGGGUGCUAACAUGUGAUCUGGAUGCCACUUAAUUGAGCUGACCUGUACGUUGGCUUUUGGGUGACAAUGACUAAAAUCGUAACCUUCACUGUAACUCCGUGCCUCCAAAAAGUCAUUACAGUUUAAGAUCCAAAUCCUUCUGUCUUGUUUCCACUUUUUGUUUGUGUUUUGUUAACCCCUUAAGGACGGAGGCAGUUGUCCAAUUCCUGAACCAAACUAAAACCUAGAAUUUGAGAUAUGUCUAUUGAACCAAACGUUUACCUCUUUCAUAUUAACUGCACCCACACUUAUUAUACUUUAUUUUGUUCAGGGGAAAUAGGGCUUUCAUUUCACAUCAAAUAUUUGUAUAUGAAACAUAAUUUAAUGUGAAUAAAAUCGAACGUGUAAGAAAUUUAUAUUUUCAAAAUUCUGCCUGGCAUUUUAACUGUGAAUGUCAUAAUACUGUUAGCUGUUACUGCAAUAAAAUACACAUACUUGUA